AUGACUAGCAAUAUAGCAGAGUCGUGGAACGCUGUUCUCCGAGAAGCAAGGGCGUACCCUAUAUUGCCACUGAUCGAGUAUAUUAGGUCGAAGAUAAUGAGUUGGUUCGCAGACCGUAGAGAUGUUGUGAAGCAUCGCAGUUGCAAGAUAACCCCACGGGUGAUUGAGAUAGUGGAGGCCAAUUUCGAACAAAGCGGUGGGUUUCAAGUUAACACCAUCAACACUUUACAGUUCGAAGUGAAGGACAAGAAUGGUGUGUCUUUCCAUGUUAACCUGUCCAAAAAGUGUUGCAGUUGUUUCUCCUUCCAGACACUAAUGAUACCUUGCUCACAUGCGAUUGCCGCAGCUAUCAAAGAAAAGAUAAGUGUCGAAUCUCUUGUAUCUGAGGUCUACAGUUUGGACCGUCUUACAUCAGCGUAUAGAGAUGCUAUUUUCCCAAUAUGUGAGACGGGUUUAGAUAGAGAACAUCAAGACAAUGGUGGGUUAAGUGGGGUGGAAAUCUUCCCCCCUGCAACCAGACGCCCUCCAGGCCGACCCCGUAAGAGGAGGAUAUUGUCAGCCGGUGAAAUAAAGGUAAGGACAACGUUGCAAUAA
This is a messenger RNA of Brassica oleracea var. oleracea, 594 nucleotides long. RefSeq lists its product as uncharacterized. The transcript has a single exon. Lineage: Eukaryota; Viridiplantae; Streptophyta; Magnoliopsida; Brassicales; Brassicaceae. The record is from RefSeq and is a predicted model, not a curated record. Bases 1 to 594 code for a protein of 197 amino acids. Gene Ontology annotation, molecular function: zinc ion binding.